Molecule: messenger RNA, 1317 nt
Organism: Colletotrichum karsti
Lineage: Eukaryota; Fungi; Ascomycota; Sordariomycetes; Glomerellales; Glomerellaceae
Product: N-acetylglucosamine-6-phosphate deacetylase
Exons: 3
Coding region: 1-1317 (438 amino acids)
Biological process (GO): N-acetylglucosamine catabolic process
Molecular function (GO): N-acetylglucosamine-6-phosphate deacetylase activity
Source: RefSeq, a predicted model, not a curated record
AUGCCCAUCGCCAUUCCCCAGACGCCCAAGAAUGGCAUUACAAAAUUCACAAACUGCCGCCUCGUGAAGGGCGACGCCCUGGUGCAGGAGGACAUCUGGGUCAGCUCCGUCACGGGAAAAAUCAUCCACAGCCAGGCGGCCUUCUUCGAUGACCUCCUGCUGCCGGACGAGACCGUCAACCUCGGCGGCCGUAUCGUGUCCCCCGGCAUGAUCGACUGCCAGCUGAACGGCGCGUUUGGGUUCAACUUCUCUACUCUCCUCGAGGACAUGUCGCAAUAUGGCAAAAAGGUCCGGGAGCUCAACAGGAAGCUGAUAGCCACUGGCGUCACGUCCUACGUCCCAACUCUCACCAGCCAGAGACCAGAGCUCUAUCAGAAGGCCCUUCCAUAUCUGGGACCGUCUAAAGGCUCGGCAGCAGCGGAUGAGGGAGCCGAGUCUCUCGGAGCACACGUCGAGGGCCCGUUCCUCAACCCCACAAAGAACGGCGUUCACAAUGUCGACGUCUUGCAGCAAGCAGAGACGUUCGAUGAUCUGGUCGAGUGCUAUGGCGCCGAGAACAUUGAGUCUGACGCCAACGGCGGUGUAAUCCCCAUCAAGAUGAUCACCGCCGCCCCAGAACGUGGGCGGAUGACAGAACUCAUUCCCGAGCUGCGGGAACGAGGAAUCAUCUACUCCAUCGGCCACUCUGAAGCUACAUACGAAGAGGCAUCGGCUGCGGUUGCUGCUGGAGCCACGAUGAUUACUCAUCUGUUCAACGCCAUGAGGCCUCUUCAUCACCGCAACCCGGGUGUGUUCGGUGUCUUGGGUAUUGCUGAGAGCCUGGCCAGGCCCUACUUCGGUAUUAUCUCUGACGGCAUCCACCUGCAUCCCACCACGAUCAAGAUUGCCUUCAAUGCCCAUCCUGAUGGCUUCAUCCUGGUCACCGAUGCCAUGCACAUGAUGGGCCUUGCAGAUGGGUCUUACGAGUGGACCAACGGGGAGGACAUGAACCAUAUCGUCAAGGUCGGCUCUACGUUGUUGUUGGAGGGCACAGAUACGAUCGCUGGAAGUGCCGUCACAUUGAUGGAGUGCGUCAACAACUUCCUGAGAUGGUCCGGCACGGGCAUUCCCAAGGCCCUGAAGGCUGUGACCGCGACCCCGGCGGCGAUGUUGGGUCUUCACGGGGUCAAGGGAUCUCUGGAAGACGGUGCCGAUGCGGACCUGGUCAUCUUCUCAGAGGAAGUGAGAGAUGGCGCCACACAGCUGGUCGUGGAUGAAGUCUGGAAGGCCGGAAGGAUGGUGUCGAGUCGGGAGGACACACAAUCGCCGAUCUCGUAA